UCCCGAGAACCUGAUGGGAUUCCUGCCUGGAACGAGCAUGCGGAACCGACUGCCUGCACCCCUGCUCCUGCUCCUCGCCUCCCUCUGGCGGGGGGCGCUGGGGGCCACCGAGCUGCGCUACCCGCCCGGCAAGAUAGCUGUUAUCGGAGCUGGUAUUGGGGGCACCUCAGCAGCCUAUUUUCUACGCCAGAAGUUUGGGAAAGAGGUACAGAUUGACGUGUUUGAGAGAGGGAUGGUAGGGGGCCGUUUGGCUACUAUAAACGUGGAAGGAAAAGACUAUGAAGCAGGAGGGGCCAUCAUCCAUCCUCUUAACCUACAUAUGAAGCAUUUCGUCAAGGAGCUAGGACUUUCUGUUCCUGAGAACCGACAUGGCCUUCUGGGCAUUUACAAUGGAGAUGAAUUUGUAUUUGAGGAGAGUAGCUGGUACAUUAUCAAUAUUCUGAAACUUCUGUGGCAUUAUGGAUUCAAUCCUCUGCGAAUGAACAUGUGGGUGGAAGACAUCUUGGACAAGUUUAUGAGUAUCUACCGCUAUCAGUCUCAUGACUACUCCUUCAGCAGCACGGAGGGCUUGCUUCAUGCACUCGGAGGGAAUGACUUUAUCCAGAUGCUGAAUCGGACCAUUGAUGAGACUAUGCAGAAGGCUGGCUUCUCCCAGAAGUUUAUCUAUGAGGUGGUUACUCCAAUCAUGAGAAUCAAUUACGGCCAAGGUGCCAACAUUAAUGGGUUUGUAGGCGCGGUGUCUUUGGCAGGUGCUGACUCUGGACUUUGGUCAGUAAAAGGUGGCAACAAACUUGUCUGCACUGGCCUUCUUUAUGCUUCCAAAGCACAACUUAUCUCUGGCACAGUUAUCUCUAUAGAGGAGAGAACGCGGCCCAAACGCACAGGAAGUACGGUUAAGCUGUAUGAAGUGAGCUACAACUCUGCAUCAGGGUCAGCUACAGACAUGUACGAUAUAGUUCUUAUUGCUACACCACUGAAUCGUAAAAUGUCCAACAUCACCUUCUGGAACUUUAACCCGCCUCUUGCACAGUUCUCAGACCAUUACCAUCAGAUGGUGGCAACUUUUGUUCACGGGCGCAUAAACGCAUCCUUCUUCGGCUACAAGGACCCAUCCCGCUUUCAUUUAGCCGACAUUGUCACAACAGAAAAUCCCAAUCUAUUUAUCAACAGCAUAGGUGUUGUGUCUCCUGUCCAAAACACACACGAGGAAGUGAAGCAACCCAUGGGACCUGCCGUUUGGAAAGUGUUCUCGAAAGAACCUCUCACCAAGGAGCAGAUGAAUUUGCUUUUCUCAUCCUACGACUCUGUGAAAGAGAAGAAGUGGCUGGCUUACCCACACUACAGUCUCCCGAAGAAAUGCCCACCUAUAAUCCUGCAUGAUAGAAUAUACUACCUUAAUGGCAUAGAAUGGGCGGCAAGUGCCAUGGAAAUGAGCGCAGUUGCCGCCAAAAAUGCAGCCCUCCUUUCUUACCAUCGCUGGUAUGGAAACGUGGACAUGAUUGACCAGGAGGACUUAAAUGAGAAACUCAAAACAGAGCUGUGAGUUUUACCCAGGUAUGAGCGGCAAAUCCCUGUGGCUGAUGAGUCUAGAUUGCCCAGUGAGGGCCAGAGGAAAUUGAUCAUGGUAUUGAUCAAAUGCUACAUCUUUCUGGCCCACCUUACUGUUAAAAAUGAAUAUAUGGCAAUAUUUUCCCCUCUAACCUGAUACAGUAAUCACAAGUGUUACCUAUUACAAUAGUGAAGGUGGAAAAAUUCCAGAGAGGUGUAGGAUUUUUAAAUUGCUCCUUCUCCUAUGUAUUCUGACCCCAGCUCAGGAAAGCACUUAAGCAUGUGCUAAAGCCCAUCCCUAUUCAAGAUAAGCACUUAAGCAAGUAUUUAAAGUUAAGCAUGUGCUUAAGUGCAGUCCUGAAUAGGGAUACGUUCCUGGAUCAGGACCCGUUUAUGUACAAUCACCUAGGCCCCGAUCUUGUUGACACGUAAGCAUGUGGUUAAGUAUUUGCAGGAAAAGGCCUUAGUGUCUCCUGUGGUGUGACAGAAACUCUUAAAUAUAGGAAAAAGGCAGAGGGAUAUGGAGCCAGGUGUAACAUAUUAAAGUAAUGUUAUUUUAAAAAUUGACAAAAUCAAAUUCUGAAACUAGCCUGUAAGAGGCUGUCUGGUCCCAUGUUAUUGGCUCACUUCAUUUCCAACUGCUAACCUUUAAGUCCAGUACAAAUUAAUUCCAUGGUUUCCUAAUAUAGUAUCAGCUUUCCUUAAGCAAUUGCUUUUGUUGCCACAGGGGUCUUAUGUGAGUAGAAAGAGGCAAUGCUCUACCAUCUGAAAAGGUUUUGAGAGCCCUUUUACUAGAUGAGACUUUGCUUCUUUUAAGGAAAAUAAUUUUAAAUUGGUUUUAAAGGGGUUUUCUGUAUUUAGUUUUAAAGUGUGGCGCAGUCUGGGUGCAUGUUCUGUAAUAUUGAUUUUUUUUCCCCCCCGUUCUUCUUCUAGCUUUAUUGUAAUCUUAGAAGCCAAAUCUGUAAAACAAAUAAAAGGAAGUUCUUCUUCACACAGCCAACCUGUGGAACUCCUUGCCUCAGGAGGUUGUGAAGGCUAGGACUAUAACAGGGUUUAAAAGAGAACUAGAUACAUUCAUGGAGGUUAAGUCCAUUAAUGGCUAUUAGCCAGGAUGGGUAAGGAAUGGUGUCCCUAGCCUCUGAUUGUCAGAGGGUGGAGAUGGAUGGCAGGAGAGAGAUCACUUGAUCAUUGCCUGUUAGGUUCACUCCCUCUGGGGCACCUGGCAUUGGCCACUAUCGGUAGACAGGAUACUAGGCUGGCUGGACCUUUGGUCUGACCCAGUAUGGCUGUUCUUAUGUUCUAGUGUUAGGUUCUACAGUAGAGAACCUGAAUAUAAUUUCGAUAACAGUGAAUGUGGCUUCUUCCCAGCUGAAGUUAAUAUACAGCUUUGAAAAAGGCCCUAAGUCAUGGGCUCACCAGGAACUGCAAUUGUAUUUUUUAAAGUUUGGUUAUUCAUACAUUGUCAAAAAAAAGGUAAGAUUCCAAUCUCCGUACAGAGUACUUGUCUGACAUGGCAUGUAUUAACAGUACUGUAAUUUAUUUUAAAGCAUGCUUUUCAGGUGAGUGAAUACAGGGGGGAUUUAACAGGAGAGAAUUUUUUUUUGUAUAGAGGGCUACAGUAGCAGCAUGGAGAUGGUGUGAGUGCUACACAUGAUGAUAAACACAUUAAUGCAACAGAAUUCUAACUAGUCACAGUGGUUGAGACACACCAGAAAUGUUAUGAAAGUCAGCAGUCAAUAAAAUCAAAGCCAUGCCAGCUAUGCAGUAAAAAGGGAGAUCCAAAUAAUUUUGGGAUUUUAUUUUGUAAAUUGGGGGAGGGGUUGAGGGGGGGCUCUUGUUUCUUUUGAUUGCACACCUUGUGUAAAUUCUGUUGCUUGUAGGACAUAGGGCACUAAGGCCAUAUUUUUACAAGUGAGGUGUAGCAGUGUUGGGACUCACCACUCAGAGCCUCUUGCUGGUCACCCUCGGGAAUUAGCUCAGUCCAGUGGAGCGCCCUCUCCUGGUGGUGUCACAUCCGUUGUCUCACCCUCAAUUGGUGUGUGGACCCGCAUUGCUCCCAACUUGCAGCAUCCUCUUUGAGCCACUGCCCUCCGGCAGUGCCCCUUAGUCCCUCCUCGCCCCAUUCCGGGGUGUGUGACACACACACACACACACAAAAUCAGCUGUCCCUCUGCACCCCCAAAGUCACACCCCUCUUGGCAGGGGGUUGGGGCAGCCCAAGACAGACACUCCCGUCAGCCAGGUGUAAGGCAAGGAGGAUGAGGGGGACCCAGGCCCACCCACUACUCUAGGUCCCAACCCAGGGACCCUCUAGUGGCAUCCAUCCUGCCCUCCUUCUCUCCCUCCAUCUGUUCACGUCCCUAGGCCACUUCCCCUUUGGCCCCCUUGCAUAGGCCAGGCCCUUCCCCUCUAGAAGGUCUGGGACAGACUGACUGCUUGCUCCCUGAGCAGCCUUUCUAUAGGGCUGAGCCAGGCCCUGAUUGGCUAUUCCCCUGCGCAGGCCCACUGGCCUGCUGCAGCCCAGUCUAACAUGAGGGUGGGGCAGAUGCCCCACUGCAUGAGGCUAAUUUAACUGUGUUAAUUCUCAAUAGCUUUACAGCUUACACAGACUGAUCAAGCACAGUAAAUCUAACAUAUCUUAACUAAAUCUUAUUUGCUUUAAAUACCAGAGCUCCAGAGAGGUUAUGAAAUGUUUGCAGAAAUACAUGGUUGUCAGUGGUCAGUUUUUUUAAAAAUUAGUGAGCUGAAUUCCUACACAUAGUUUAAAGAGUGAUACUCAAUACUCAGCAUACAUUUUUAUGGUUUUUUACUUGUAGCUCUACCUGCUGUCUAAUUUCAACAGAAAUUCAAGGUACCUAAAGAAGCACUGUUAAUUUUGGGUUGGGGGGGAAGAAUCACAUUUGAUUGAAACUUUAUCAGCUAUAAAAGCUAAGGUGACUAAAUAAAAUAUUUUGUUUUCAGUUUUACUUUGUGAUUUAAUAGUAUUUCACCUAUCCCCAGGCAAUGUCUUGCUGAAUAGACAUCAGCAAGGAAACAGAAGCCCUCCUCCUCCUUCUCUUUUUAAAGGAAUCUUUUCGAGGUGCUUAUCAAAAGGGAAUUUUGUUUAAAAAAAAUUGAUAAUGUUUUUAAUUCAGGGCUAUGUUAGUUUGUAAAAUUAAAGCUUUAUGGAAAUAC
Messenger RNA from Malaclemys terrapin pileata, 4722 nucleotides. RefSeq names its product prenylcysteine oxidase 1 (gene PCYOX1). The record is from RefSeq and is a predicted model, not a curated record. The transcript has 6 exons. Gene Ontology annotation, molecular function: prenylcysteine oxidase activity. Gene Ontology annotation, biological process: prenylated protein catabolic process; prenylcysteine catabolic process. The coding region runs from base 14 to 1543 and encodes 509 amino acids. NCBI's taxonomy places the organism in Eukaryota, Metazoa, Chordata, Testudines, Emydidae.